Messenger RNA from Perognathus longimembris pacificus (Pacific pocket mouse), 3241 nucleotides. It is a transcript of the gene Clcn2, whose product is annotated as chloride voltage-gated channel 2. Lineage: Eukaryota; Metazoa; Chordata; Mammalia; Rodentia; Heteromyidae. Gene Ontology annotation, molecular function: voltage-gated chloride channel activity. The record is from RefSeq and is a predicted model, not a curated record. Gene Ontology annotation, biological process: chloride transport; transmembrane transport. Gene Ontology annotation, cellular component: membrane.
GACGCGGGCGGGAGGCUGCGCCCCGCGGCGCCCGCGCGGGACCCGCGGCGCUCACUCUGCGCUCGGCCGUCCCGGCGGCGGGGAGCGCACGGGGGCCGGGCCGGGCGGGCUCUGCGGGCCGCGAGCCGGAUCCCAGGCGGCGGCGCCCCGGCGGCCGGGCGAGGCGAUGGCGGCCGCGGCGGCCCCGGCGGCGGGGGAAGGGAUGGAGCCUCGGGCGCUGCAGUACGAGCAGACCCUGAUGUAUGGCCGGUACACUCAAGAACUCGGGGCCUUUGCCAAGGAGGAAGCCGCUCGAAUCCGCCUGGGGGGACCCGAACCCUGGAAGGGGUCCACUUCCGCCCGAACCCCCCCAGAGCUCCUGGAAUAUGGACAGAGCCGCUGUGCUCCGUGCCGCAUCUGCUCCGUACGCUGCCACAAGUUCCUGGUGUCCAGGGUUGGUGAGGACUGGAUCUUCCUGGUCCUGCUGGGGCUGCUCAUGGCACUGGUCAGCUGGGCCAUGGACUACGCCAUUGCCGUCUGUCUCCAGGCUCAGCAGUGGAUGUCCCGGGGCCUGAACACCAGCAUCCUGCUCCAGUACCUGGCCUGGGUCACCUACCCGGUCGUGCUCAUCACGUUCUCAGCCGGAUUCACGCAGAUCCUGGCCCCUCAGGCUGUUGGGUCCGGCAUCCCCGAGAUGAAGACCAUCCUGCGGGGAGUGGUGCUAAAAGAAUACCUCACCCUCAAGACCUUUGUGGCCAAGGUCAUCGGGCUGACCUGCGCCCUGGGCAGCGGGAUGCCCCUCGGUAAAGAGGGCCCUUUCGUGCACAUCGCCAGCAUGUGCGCCGCCCUGCUCAGCAAGUUCCUCUCCCUCUUCGGGGGUAUCUACGAGAAUGAAUCCCGGAACACAGAGAUGCUGGCGGCCGCCUGUGCCGUGGGAGUCGGUUGCUGCUUCGCGGCGCCCAUUGGAGGAGUGCUGUUCAGCAUCGAGGUCACCUCCACCUUUUUCGCCGUGCGCAACUACUGGCGGGGCUUCUUUGCGGCCACCUUCAGUGCCUUCAUCUUCCGAGUCCUGGCCGUCUGGAACAGGGAUGAAGAGACCAUCACCGCUCUCUUCAAAACCCGCUUCCGGCUGGACUUCCCCUUCGACCUGCAGGAGCUGCCCGCCUUCGCUGUCAUCGGGAUCGCCAGCGGCUUCGGGGGAGCUCUCUUCGUCUACCUGAACCGCAAGAUCGUCCAGGUGAUGCGGAAGCAGAAAACCAUCAACCGCUUCCUCAUGAGGAAGCGCCUGCUCUUCCCAGCCCUGGUGACCCUGCUCAUCUCCACGCUGACCUUUCCCCCAGGCUUUGGACAGUUCAUGGCUGGACAGCUGUCACAGAAAGAGACACUGGUCACCCUGUUUGACAACCGGACCUGGGUCCGCCAGGGCCUGGUGGAGGAUCUAGAGCUGCCCGGCACCUCGCAGGCCUGGAGCCCGCCGCACGCCAACGUCUUCCUCACUCUGGUCAUCUUCAUUCUCAUGAAGUUCUGGAUGUCGGCCCUGGCUACCACCAUCCCGGUGCCCUGCGGGGCCUUCAUGCCGGUCUUUGUCAUUGGAGCGGCGUUUGGACGCCUGGUGGGUGAAAGCAUGGCGGCGUGGUUCCCGGACGGGAUUCACACGGACAGCAGCACCUACCGCAUUGUGCCUGGGGGCUAUGCGGUGGUUGGGGCGGCCGCGCUGGCCGGGGCGGUGACGCACACGGUGUCCACGGCCGUGAUCGUGUUCGAGCUGACGGGCCAGAUCGCGCACAUUCUGCCCGUCAUGAUCGCCGUGAUUCUGGCCAACGCCGUGGCCCAGAGCCUGCAGCCCUCGCUCUACGACAGCAUCAUCAGGAUCAAGAAGCUGCCCUACCUCCCCGAGCUGGGCUGGGGCCGCCACCAGCAGUACCGGGUGCGAGUGGAGGACAUCAUGGUGCGGGACGUGCCCCACGUGGCCCUCAGCUGCACCUUCCGGGACCUGCGCGUGGCGCUGCACAGGACCAAGGGCCGCAUGCUGGCCUUGGUGGAGUCGCCCGAGUCGAUGAUCCUGCUGGGGUCCAUCGAGCGCUCGCAGGUGGUGGCCUUGCUGGGGGCCCAGCUGAGCCCCGCGCGCCGCCGGCGGCACCUGCAGGAGCGGCGGCGCGAGGCCCAGGCGUCCCCGCCCCCCCACCCCGACGGCCCCCCCGGCCCGGAGCCCCCCGCCCGCUUCCAGGUGAACCCCGAGGACGCCCACGGGGACACGCACAAGCCCCUGAAGCCUGCCCUCAAGAGGGGGCCCAGCCACACCUCCAGCCACCGGGAGAGCCCCACAGGCAACGGGGAGUCCACGGGCAUCGCCCUCAGAAGCCUCUUCUGCGGCAGCCCCCCUCCGGAGGCCGCGGCCCAGCUGGAGAAGGCCGAGCCCUGCGAGAAGCGCAAGCUGAAGCGGGUCCGGAUCUCCCUGGCGAGUGACUCGGACCUGGAAGGAGAGAUGAGCCCCGAGGAGAUUCUGGAGUGGGAGGAACAGCAGCUGGAUGAACCCGUCAACUUCAGUGACUGCAAGAUCGACCCGGCCCCCUUCCAGCUGGUGGAAAGGACCUCUCUGCACAAGACUCACACCAUCUUCUCACUGCUGGGCGUGGACCACGCUUACGUCACCAGCAUCGGCAGACUCAUCGGGAUCGUCACCCUGAAGGAGCUCCGGAAGGCUAUUGAGGGCUCUGUCACGGCCCAGGGUGUCAAAGUCCGGCCACCUCUCGCCAGCUUCCGAGACAGUGCCACCAGCAGCAGUGACACGGAGACCACGGAGGUGCACGCACUCUGGGGACCCCGCUCUCGCCAUGGCCUGCCCCGAGAAGGCAGCCCUUCCGACAGCGAUGACAAGUGCCAGUGAGCCGGCCCCUCGACGCGUCGCGCGCGCCUCCCGCCGUGCAGGAGGCCCAGCCCCGCGGUCCCAGGUGCUCCCGUGGUGUCCCACCCCGGCCCCCACCGUGGAGGAGGCCCGGCACUGCCCGGGCAGGGUGCGUGGGGUCAUGUGACCUUUGCUUCCCUUUUGAUGGGGAAAGGCAGAGAACUAAGAUGGGUUUCUACUGGAACCUACAAUGACCAGAUGUAUAUAGAGAUUUACAAAGAUUUUUAUAUUAAUUUAAUAAAACAAAUUCUUAAAUAGAACAAAAUAAACACCUAAUGAGCCACUGAUAGAGUGCCGUGCCCACUGGCUCUUGUUCUUACCUUGGGUCCUCUUGCCUGCCAAAGCCUACAAGGCUUC